AUGGAGGACAUAGACGAGUCUAUCAAUUUUGCAAGAGAAGCCCUGGAAGACACACCAGAAGACGAUCCCGAGCGAGUGGUGUGGCUAAGCAACCUCGAAUUCCAACUUGGCAGCAAGUACUUGCUCACUGGAGACGUAACAGACUUGGAAGAGUCUAUUACUUUUGCAAGACAAGUUAUUCAAAUGAUAACAGAUGACGAUCCAGACCGAAAUUUAUGUCUCAGCAAUCUUGGACUUCGACUGGGUGAUAGAUACUUGUGCACAGGAAAUGUUGAAGACCUAGAAGAGGCAAUUGUGAUUGCCAGAGAAUCUGUAGAAAUAACACCAAAAGAUCAUCCAGGCCGACCCAGGUGCCUAACAAACCUCGGAAAUCGAAUUGGCGACAGAUAUUCACGUACUGGAGAUAUAUCGGACCUAGAAGAAGCUACAGCUAUCGCUCAGGAUGUUGUCAAUUCUACACCAGCAGAUGAUCCACAAAGAUCUAAACGACUAAACAAUCUUGGAAUUCGAUUUGGCGACCAGUAUUUACGUACCGGAGCCAUCCAAGACCUAGAAAAGGCUAUCAAAAUCACUCAAGAGGCUAUCAAAGCUACGCCAGAAGAUCAUCCAAGUCGAGUUUUGUACCUUAAUAAUCUCAGCGUUCGACUAGGCGACAGAUACUUACGUACUGGAGCGAUAGUGGACCUAGAAGAGGCUCUUUCUAUUACUCAAGAGGUUGUUAAAGUUACGCCAGAAGACCACCCAGACCGAGUUACAUACCUUAGCAAUCUUGGGACUCAUUUUGGCGAUAGGUACCUACGUACUGGAGCUAUGGCGGAUCUCGAAGAGUCAAUCACUAUUGCUCGAGAGGUUGUGAAAACCAGACCUGAGGGUCAUCCAAAUCACGCUGUAAGCUUAUAUAAUCUUGGACUCCGACUUGGACUCAGAUCAUUGCGAACUGGGGCAUUAGUAGACUUCAAUGAGGCCGUAGCUGUCGCUAGGGAUGCUGUGAAAGCUACACCAGAAGACCACCCAGAGAGAUGUCGUAGGUUACACGAAGUCGGAAACCUACUAAACGAGAGAUAUCUACGGACUGGAGCCGUCAAAGAUCUAGAAGAGGCCAUCGAUAUCACUCGAGAGGCUGUGAAAGCCACACCAGAAGAUCAUCCUGACCGACCUAACAGGUUAACCAGUCUUGGGAACCAACUUAGCGACAGAUACUUACGCAACGGAGCAACAAAAGAUCUGGAAGAAACCAUUACUAUCGCUAGAGAGGCUAUCAAGGCUACACCAAAAGGUCAUCCAGACAUGGGUGGACGGCUAAACUGUCUUGGAGUUCGGCUUAGCAACAGAUUUUCCCGCACUGGAGCCAUAGAAGACCUUGAUGAGGCAGUUACUGUGGCUAGAGAGGCUGUUCGAGCCACGCCAGGAGACCAUCCAGACCGAUCUAAGCCAUUAUCAAAUCUCGGAAUUUGGCUUAAUCAUAGAUACCUCCGCACUGGAGCAAUAUUGGAUCUGGAGGAGGCUAUCAAUAUGGCCCGGGAGGCCAUAAAAGCUACGCCAGAAGACCAUCCAAAACAAGCCACAUGGCUAAAUAACCUUGGUCUUCAUCUCAGCGACAAAUACUCGCGUAAUCGAGACUUAUUAGACUUGGAAGAGGCGAUAACUACUAUUCGAAACGCUGUUAGAGUCAUAGCAUACAACCAUCCAGACCGAGCGAUGUGGCUAGGCAACCUUGGAACUCUUCUUGGCGACAGAUACUUGCAUACCGGAACGGUAGAAAACCUGGAAGAGGCUAUCUCUAUCGCCCAAGAAGCUCUCGAAGCCACGCCCGAAGACCAUUCAGAUCGAGUAUUGUGCCUUACUAAUCUUGCAGCUCGACUAUACGACAGAUAUCUAUACACCAGAGCGAUAGCAGACCUAGAUGAGGCCAUUUCAAUCACUCGAGAGGCGAUUGAAACCACACCAGAAAAUCACCCAGGCCGAGCAGCUCGACUAAACAACCUUGGAGUUCAACUCGGCCAGAGAUAUGUAUGCAUGGGGGUCAUGGCCGACAGAGAGGAAUCUAACGUUCGGUUUAACGAGGCAUUGCAAUGUAAAGAAGCUGCAACCAGCGAAAGAUUGCGAGGCGGUCGUAGCUUUUUGGCAUCACCAGACAUUCUCCAAGACGCCCAUGGUGCAUACACCGUUGCGGAGACGUCGGUCAACCUGAUUCCCCUCCUAUCAUCUUUCUCUCUACAAUCUGCCGACAAACAGCAUCAGCUUCGGUGGGCUGUUGGAUUGGCAUCAGACGCCGCUGCUAUUGCUCUACAUUCCGGCCGCGAACCCCUGGCUGCCCUUCAACUGUUAGAGACUGGCCGCGGCAUUCUUGCCAGCUCCUUACAGAAUAUGCGCACCGAUCUUUCCGCUCUCCAACAGGUACAUCCUGAUCUGGCGCGAAAUUUCGCUCAUCUUCGGAACCAGCUUGAUACACCGUCACAGGGAGCUAGUGUCAACUCGACACUGUUACCGUUGGAGAGACCCGCUCCCAUCGACCUGGACCGCCGACACAAAGCUAGUGCCGAUCUACUCAGCCUCUUGGACGAUAUUAGAAGACAUGCUGGCUUCGAGCGAUUUCUCGCGUCUGCCACAGAAGACGAACUACGGGAAGCGGCUUCUUACGGUCCCAUCGUUGUCGUCAACGUUAGCUCACACCGCUGCGACGCGCUACUCGUUGAACGUUGUGGCGUUCGUGUCUUGUGUUUGCCACAACUCACUCUGAGUAGUCUGAAACAGCAUGCAAGUAGUGGCAUAGGCUCAGUCGAAACUCUGUCCUGGUUAUGGGAUGUUGCUGUUGGGCCCAUACUAGAUACUUUAGGUUUUACCGAACCUCCGGUCAGCGACACUUGGCCGCACAUGUGGUGGGUGCCGACCGGGCCCCUUACCCAGUUUCCACUCCAUGCAGCCGGGCACCAUACCAAGAGCGGCGCGCAAACAGCACUAGAUAGGGUCGUCUCGUCGUAUAGCCCCUCUAUCAAGUCUAUUCUGCACACGCGGCAACAGCAACGUCUAGGCGCAACAGCUGUCUCGGACCCGAGUAUUGUCCUUGUGGAUAUGCAAGAUACUCCAGACCGGAGUCGUCUUUGGCAUGCAACGAGAGAGACAGACGCAGUGCGAGAAGUCUGCGAGUCCAUGAGAUUCAUAUGCAACCAGCCUCCGGCGAAGAAGCAAGACGUUUUAACGGCUCUGGGAACUUGUAGUAUCCUACACUUUGCCGGCCAUGGAGGGGCUCGCCCAGACCCUUUACAUAGUCUCCUUCUUUUAAAAGAUUGGCAAAACGACCCUCUGACGGUGGAAGGCAUUCUCGAAACGAACAGCUCUGCCAGCACGCCGUUUCUCGCCUACCUCUCCGCUUGCGGUGCGGGCCAGAUUCAAGACGAAGAUUCGACUGAUGAGAGCAUUCAUCUGGCUAGUGCGUUCCAGUUGGCUGGGUUCCGCCAUGUCAUUGGCACGCUGUGGGAAGUUGAUGACGGGCUGUGUGUGGACAUGGCUAGGUUGACUUAUGAGUAUCUUGUAGCGAACGAGCUAAGUGAUGAAUUUGUAAGCAGAGCACUUCACUUUGCUACCAAGACACUUCGAGAUGGAUGGGUUGUGCGGCAGGCGGAAGCAGAAGCUACAGGGAACGGCCAGGCGGGGAACAGAAAUGCAGAGUUGUGGGAGGAUGAAAAGCAGGACCGGCCAUUGUGGGUUCCCUAUGUUCAUUUUGGCGUCUGA
Molecule: messenger RNA, 3732 nt
Organism: Colletotrichum truncatum
Lineage: Eukaryota; Fungi; Ascomycota; Sordariomycetes; Glomerellales; Glomerellaceae
Product: TPR domain-containing protein
Molecular function (GO): protein binding
Source: RefSeq, a predicted model, not a curated record